Molecule: messenger RNA, 1992 nt
Organism: Penicillium cinerascens
Lineage: Eukaryota; Fungi; Ascomycota; Eurotiomycetes; Eurotiales; Aspergillaceae
Product: DUF3405 domain-containing protein
Exons: 4
Coding region: 1-1992 (663 amino acids)
Source: RefSeq, a predicted model, not a curated record
AUGACCGUCCAGGCGAGGAGAUCCUCCGCGGCCUACAGCAAACCGUCACCAUACAGAGCACACGACACCGACAUCGAAAAACAACAUCUUAAUGCCGCCCCCAACUUCACCAUUUCAAUCGCAGCGAUGACUCUGAGUCCGAGUCCGAUACCGACAAAGGCCCUGGUCACUCCUCAACUUCUUACCCACCCGCAAGCGGCGGGAGUCUCCGACACGGCCACCCAGCUGUCGUCUCGCCAAAACCGCCCACUUGGGAGGGGGUUCCCGUUCCUCAAUCGCUACAAUGGUGGAAUUACAAACCUGGUCUCUCGCCAAGAUAAUGUACCCGAAUACCCUGGCAGCGGUAUGGAGGGAAUGCCCGAUCCCAUGGAAGAGAAAGUGGAAGACAAGCAACUCAACAAGCGGGACAUGACGCCCUCCAUGUCCAGCUCGGUUUUAACCCAUAUCCGGAAUAUCGCCUCAUCGGAAUACAUCAAGAAAUAUGGUGAGAAACGCGAGUGCUUCUUGGAUAAGGAUCGUACGGUCCGAGUUCCACCUCUGCAGAGCUACCCUGGAGUUCCCAAAGGGUUCCCGGAGCCGGUGAUGGGCUCGAACGCCAUGCUUGGUAUCCGCGACGAUGUGUGCUUUGAUCGAUUUGGACGUUUGGGACCGUACGGACUUGGAUAUGGGGCCAAGAAGGGAGGCAUUGGCGCCGGUCUAGAGGGCCACCGCGAUGGUGCAGGAGCGGGUUUGGGAAGACAUUCCCCCGCAAAUCGCCAUCGUUUCAACGAGCUGCCCGAGCCGCGUUUGAACCGAUUCGUCUCCAUGCCCGUGGGGAAUCCUGGUGUGACCGUGCAGGAGUCGGAGGAUACCUACAAAUCGAAGCCCAAGGUCGGUUCCGAUCGUCUACCGAGAACCGCUGUGGUCAUCCGGACCUGGCACGACUUCAAUUACACCCCAGAGGAUAUCAUGUACAUGCGAUCCGUGAUCUCGGAGCUCUCUUUGAUGUCUGGUGGCGAGUACACCAUUCACUUCCUCAUCCAUGUCAAAAACAACGACCUCCAGAUCUGGUCUGAUGAUGAAACCUACCAGCGCGUGCUUCACGAUGCGCUACCGGAGGAAUUCCGAGGAAUGGGAACCCUUUGGUCAGAGGCGCAGAUGGCUUUGAUGUACCCUGCUCUGGAGGAAACUUUCAUGCGUGGUCUGCCCAUCCACGGCGUCUACCGCAGUACCUACAUGCCCCUGCAGUACUUCGCCUUCCAGCACCCGGAAUACGACUACUUCUGGAAUUGGGAGAUGGAUGCUCGUUACACUGGUCACUGGUACCAUCUCUUCGACAAGGUUAGCGACUGGGCGAGAGCGCAGCCUCGAAAGGGUCUCUGGGAGCGCAACUCUCGCUUUUACGUUCCGUCAGUUCACGGCUCGUGGGAUGACUUCCGCCAGAUGGUUCGCGUACAGACUGAAAGUGGCACGAACAGUCCUAAUAACAUGUGGUCCGUGGUUAAGCCCGAUGGAACCGAAAAGGAUCGUGAUAUGAACGGAUUACAUCAGCAGGGUGACAAAUCCAGUAUCAAUGGGGUGUGGGGCGAAGAUGCGGAUUUGAUUGUCUUCAACCCACUGUACGACCCCGAAGGCACGACUUGGCUUCUUCGUGAUGACGUGACCGGUUACAACAAGGAGAAUGGCAUGCCUCCCCGCCGAACUGCAAUCAUCACCGCCUCCCGUCUGUCUCGCAAGCUCCUCACAACUAUGCACAAGGAAACCGCUCUUCGCCAUCACAGCAUGUUCUCGGAGAUGUGGCCUGCGACCACAGCGCUGCACCACGGCUUCAAGGCUGUCUAUGUACCUCACGCUGUCUACAUCGACCGCCGCUGGCCGACAAAGUACCUCGAGACUGUCUUCAACGCCGGCCGCAACGGUGCCUCGGGUGGUGCUCGUACCUCUGUCUUUGGAGACAGGGAACACAAUUUCAAGGGUACAACCUGGUUCUACUCCGCCGGAUUCUCUCCCUAA